Aspergillus alliaceus is the source of this 1494-nucleotide messenger RNA. Its product is annotated as NAD(P)/FAD-dependent oxidoreductase. Bases 1 to 1494 code for a protein of 497 amino acids. The record is from RefSeq and is a predicted model, not a curated record. Lineage: Eukaryota; Fungi; Ascomycota; Eurotiomycetes; Eurotiales; Aspergillaceae. The transcript has 6 exons. Gene Ontology annotation, molecular function: catalytic activity; FAD binding.
AUGGGGAUCCCACAGAAAGCAACCGUAUUGGUUAUCGGCGGUGGACCAGGGGGCUCUUAUGCUGCCUCGGCACUUGCACGAGAAGGCAUCGACACGGUCUUGUUGGAGGCGGAUACGUUUCCUCGAUAUCACAUUGGAGAGAGUCUUGUCGCUUCUAUCCGACCCCUUCUCAAAUUUAUUGACCUGGAUGACACAUUUGUGAACUACGGAUUUGUUCGCAAGAAUGGCGCAGCCUUCAAGUUAAACAACCAGAAAGAAGCUUACACGGACUUUAUCCUGGAGCCCGGCGCAAACACUUUCGCAUGGAACGUGGUGCGCUCUGAAUGCGAUGAAUUGAUGUUCAAGCACGCCGCGAUCUCCGGAGCGAAGACCUUCGAUGGUGUCAAAGUUACAGCCGUCGAGUUUCUCCCUGGCACUGACGCAAACAGUGGAAACCCAGGUAAACCGGUGUCGGCCAGUUGGAAGGCGAAGGAUGGCCUUACGGGCUCGAUUGACUUUGAUUACCUGGUCGAUGCAAGUGGACGUGCCGGUAUCACCAGUACCAAGUACCUCAAGAACCGCACGUUCAAUACCUACUUGAAAAAUGUCGCGAGCUGGGGCUAUUGGCGUGAUGCCACGCCAUAUGGUGUAGGAACACCCGUAGAAGGACAACCGUACUUCGAAGCGUUGCAAGAUGGUAGUGGUUGGGUCUGGUUUAUCCCUCUCCACAAUGGCACUACCUCCGUGGGCGUCGUCAUGAACCAGGAAAUGGCGACAAAGAAGAAAAAGCUUUCCAAUGUGACGUCCAGCCGUGCCUUCUACCUCGAGUCUGUGCAAGGGGCGCGCGGCAUCUCCCGGUUGCUGGAGCCGGCCACCCUAGGGGGGGAAAUCAAGAACGCCUCGGACUGGUCCUACAAUGCGUCUUCGUACGGUAGCCCGCAUCUGCGUAUUGUCGGCGACGCCGGGGCAUUUAUUGAUCCGUACUUCUCUUCGGGGGUGCAUCUCGCUCUAUCCGGGGGAUUGUCCGCAGCCGUCUCUAUCGCAGCGUCCCUGCGAGGCGACUGCGAGGAGAGCACUGCAUGGAAGUGGCAUUCUCAAGGUGUUGCGAACCGAUAUGGGCGAUUCUUGCUAGUCGUGCUUGGUGCAACUAAGCAGAUCCGUGCCAGAGAUAGUCCUGUUCUUAACAAGGAGGGCGAGGAUGGUUUCGACGAUGCCUUUACGAUCAUCAGACCUGUUAUUCAAGGUACUGCGGACGUCCAGGGAAAGAUCCCCCAGCAGGAAGUGUACGAUGCCGUCACGUUCAGCACGAAUGUUGUUCAGCCUACCAACGGGAAGAGAGAUCCAUCCUGGGUUGAGAAGGCUCCCGACGCUCUCACUCGUGAGCAGCAGGAGAUUGGAAAAGUCAUGAAUAAUCUUGCUAGGGCCUACAAGGCGACAGACGUGCACGAGGGAUUGAAAGCUAGGCUUCAGCGAGGCAAUCUAGGGCUUGACAAAGCUGAGAAGACCGAGGCGUAG